AAGCAAUCAUCUUCUCAGUAAGCAAGAAAGAUGAAGUGCUUAGCUUAUUUUGGUAAGAAGUUGGAGCAUCUUUGUUGUAACCUGUAUAAAUCCUUCAAAUCUCUAAUUAAAUCAUCACUUUUUGUUUUCUUCUAUCAAAUAAAUCCAUUUUGGAUUCAACUUGCUUAUUUUCUACUUAUCUCUCUUCUUGGCUAUUUGGCUUUGAAGAUCUCAACUCCAAGAACUACUUCCUCAUCUUCAUCCAAGAUUAAGGACAUAGACAUCUUCUUCACUUCUGUCUCUGCUACUACAGUGUCUAGCAUGUCAACAGUUGAAAUGGAGGCUUUCUCCAACACCCAACUCAUUAUAAUGACAACCUUGAUGUUAGUAGGUGGAGAAGUCUUCACUUCCAUGCUUGGACUUCGAUUAGAAAGGUCUAAAUUCCGUACUCCAAAGCCAAAACCAAGUAACUCUUUAGAGUUGGUUCUUGUUUCUGAUUCUGGGUUGGCUAAUCCGAAACAAGAAACCCAUGAUUUAGAAAGUGAUACCAACUUCUCGUCUAAUGAUACUAGUUUAAAGGAUGCCUCCAUGAAGAGUCUAGCCUAUGUUGUUUUGGUUUAUCUGUUAGUAAUUCAUAUAGGUGGUUCUAGUUUAGUGGCUAUGUACACAGGCUUAAUCCCUAAUGCAAGAGAAACACUAACCAAGAAAGGUAUUAGCGUACAAACAUUUUCUGUUUUUACUGUGGUAAGUACCUUUGCAAAUUGCGGUUUUGUCCCUACUAAUGAAAACAUGAUAGUUUUCAAGAAAAACUCAGGUCUCCUUCUACUUUUAAUCCCUCUAACACUUUUAGGGAACACAUUGUUUGCACCUAGCUUAAGAUUCCUGAUCUGGGUUCUGGAGAAAAUAACAAAACGAGUUGAGUACAGAUACAUAUUGAGGAAUACUGGAGAGAUGGGUUAUAGUCACUUGAUGUCUAGUGUUCAAUCUUGGUUUCUGUUUUUGACAGUCUUGGGGUUCAUAGUUUUACAGUUGAUAGUGUUUUGUUGUAUGGAGUGGAAUAAUUCUCAAGGGAUGGAUGGUUUGAGUUGGGUUGAGAAGUUGGUCGCUGUCCUUUUUCAAGUGGUGAGCACAAGGCAUUCUGGUGAAUCUGUUUUUGAUCUUUCUGCCAUCUCUCCAGCAAUUUUGGUCAUUUUCAUAGUUAUGAUGUACCUCCCGCCAUAUACCUCAUUUUUGCCAGUAAAGCAACAGGAGGAAGAAUUAGUUCCAAGAAAUGGCAGAGAAAGGAAAAAUGAGAAGAAGACGCUGUUUCAGGAUUUAUUAUUCUCACAACUAUCUUAUCUUGUCAUCUUUAUUGUUCUCAUUUGCGUAGUGGAGAGGGAAAAGCUGAAGACUGAUCCUCUUAACUUCAAUGUCUUGAACAUAACCUUAGAAGUGAUAAGUGCACAUGGAAAUGUUGGGUAUUCGACAGGGUACGGUUGUGCAAGAGCAAGACAAGUAAAUCCAAAUAUCACUUCUUGCAAAGAUGCAUGGUUUGGAUUGGUGGGGAAGUGGAGCAACUUUGGAAAGUUCAUCAUUAUUAUUGUUAUGUUCUUUGGAAGGCUCAAGAAGUUCAGUAUCAAUGCUGGUAAAGCCUGGAAGCUAUCUUGAUUGCAUAUUUUCUUCAAGAUAUCUCUAAUAUAUAUACACAGUUGCAGAAUCAAACUUAGAUAGCUAUACUUUUCUAUCCCAUAUAAGAGAGAUUAUUGGACUGGGUAUUGUAUCUUGUAUUGUAUUCUUCUUCUUCUUCUUUUGGUUUCCAUAUUGCAUGUGCAUUGCCCAAAAUGAGAUUUAGUAUGUAAAUACAUCCAUAUAUAUAGUAUGUUUGGUGGUAAUGAUAGUAUAUAUUCAGUCUCUGCUAUGGCUGUUGCUACUGUACCAAUAGGGUUUUAAUAGAAAUGGAGAAUUAACCCCUGCUUUAUUUAUUUUAUUAA
Ricinus communis (castor bean) is the source of this 1949-nucleotide messenger RNA. Its product is annotated as sodium transporter HKT1. The coding region runs from base 31 to 1626 and encodes 531 amino acids. Gene Ontology annotation, molecular function: sodium ion transmembrane transporter activity. The transcript is spliced from 3 exons. The record is from RefSeq and is a predicted model, not a curated record. Lineage: Eukaryota; Viridiplantae; Streptophyta; Magnoliopsida; Malpighiales; Euphorbiaceae. Gene Ontology annotation, biological process: transmembrane transport; monoatomic cation transport. Gene Ontology annotation, cellular component: plasma membrane.